This is a messenger RNA of Fragaria vesca subsp. vesca, 2887 nucleotides long. RefSeq names its product probable zinc protease PqqL-like. The record is from RefSeq and is a predicted model, not a curated record. Gene Ontology annotation, biological process: proteolysis. Bases 1 to 2865 code for a protein of 954 amino acids. NCBI's taxonomy places the organism in Eukaryota, Viridiplantae, Streptophyta, Magnoliopsida, Rosales, Rosaceae. Gene Ontology annotation, molecular function: metal ion binding; metalloendopeptidase activity. The transcript has 22 exons.
AUGGAUUUGCUUCCGGGAGGGAGUUCAAGCAUGGUGAAGAAAACCGGGUUCAGGUCACUGAAGCUGGUGAACGUUGAUAUGGACCAAGUUCUGGGAGACAAGCCUGUUGGGGUUGACUAUGGGAGGCUUGACAAUGGUCUAUCUUACUAUGUUCGUUGCAAUUCUAAGCCCAAAAUGAGAGCAGCCCUCGCUCUUGCUGUUAAAGUAGGGUCAGUUUUGGAAGAGGAGGAAGAACGAGGAGUUGCUCACAUUGUUGAGCAUCUUGCUUUCAGUGCUACUCAGAAGUACACAAAUCAUGAUAUAGUCAGAUUUCUUGAGAGUAUUGGGGCAGAAUUUGGGGCUUGCCAGAAUGCGGUGACGUCUGCCGAUGACACUGUUUAUGAGUUAUUUGUUCCUGUUGACAAGCAUGAACUCUUAUCUGAGGCGAUUUCUGUAUUGGCAGAAUUCAGUUCUGAGAUUCGUGUCUCAAGAGACGAUUUAGAAAGAGAGAGAGGUGCUGUUAUGGAAGAGUACAGAGGGAAUCGAAACGCUACGGGAAGGAUGCAGGAUGCUCAUUGGCUUUUGAUGAUGGCCGGUUCAAAGUAUGCUGAGCGCUUACCUAUUGGAUUAGAGAAGGUAAUUCGAACUGUUUCUCCUGAGACUGUGAAGCAAUUUUAUCAGAAGUGGUACCAUUUAAGCAAUAUGGCAGUGAUAGCUGUAGGAGAUUUCCCUGAUACUGAGAGUGUAGUUGAGUUGAUAAAGAAUCAAUUUGGGCAUAAAAUUUCCGCACCUGAGCGUGCACUUAUACCAACAUAUCAAGUUCCAUCUCAUGAAGAGCCACGUUAUUCAUGUUUCAUUGAAUCUGAGGCAACCGGGUCUGCAGUGAUUAUUAGCUAUAAGACUCCAGCUGAUGAGCUCAAUACUGUGAGGGACUAUAGGGAUUUACUGGCAGAGUCAAUGUUCCUCUAUGCUCUAAACCAGAGGUUCUUUAAAAUAGCUCGUAGAAAAGAUCCACCAUUCUUUUCAUGCUCAACUUCCGCGGAUGUUCUGGUUGCCAGGGUGCGGCUACAUGGGUUUUCAGAACGGGAAGUGUCUACAGUUCGAGCUUUACUGAUGUCAGAGAUUGAAUCUGCAUAUUUAGAACGUGAUCAAAUGCAGUCAACUAGCUUGCGAGAUGAAUAUUUACAGCAUUUUCUCCGUAAUGAACCUGUUAUUGGGAUUGAGUAUGAGGCUCAACUCCAGAAGACCCUUCUACCUUCUAUAACAGCAGCAGAGAUAUCCAAAUUUGCUGAGAAGUUACAAACAUCAUGCAGCUGUGUCAUUAAGACAAUUGAACCACGAGCUUCUGCAAUAGUAGAUGAUCUGAAAAAUGUUGUAUCUAAAAUCAGUGCUCUUGAGGAAGAAAGAAUCAUUUCUCCAUGGGAUGAAGAACAUAUUCCAGAAGAAAUUGUUAGCACAAAACCUAAUCCAGGGAACAUUGUGCAGCAAUGUGAAUAUCCAAAUAUUGGAGCUACUGAAUUGGUUCUAUCGAAUGGCAUGAGAGUUUGCUAUAAGAGUACAGACUUUCUUGAUGAUCAGGUCAUCUUUACAGGGUUCUCAUAUGGGGGCUUAUCUGAACUUGUUGAAAGUGAGUACUUCUCUUGCUCGAUGGGACCAACUAUUGCAGGAGAAAUUGGUGUAUAUGGUUAUAGACCUUCAGUUCUGAUGGAUAUGCUUGCGGACUUAGAAACUGCCUUGCAGCUUGUUUAUCAACUAUUUACCACACAUGUAACACCAGGAGAAGAAGAUGUCAAAAUAGUGAUGCAAAUGGCAGAAGAAAUGGUCCGUAAUCAAGACAGGGAUCCUUAUGCUGCAUUUGCGAAUCGUGUGAAGGAGCUAAACUAUGGGAACUCCUAUUUCUUUAGGCCUACCAGACUAAGAGAUCUUCAGAAAGUUGAUCCAAUGAAAGCUUGUGAAUAUUUCAACAAAUGUUUCAAGGAUCCAUCAACUUUCUCUAUGGUCAUUGUUGGGAAUAUCGAUCCUUCUAUAGCAGUUCCUUUAAUAUUGCAAUACUUGGGCGGAAUACCAAAGCCUCCAGAACCUCUCAUGCAAUAUAACCGCGAUGACCUGACAGGACUGCCAUUCACUUUUCCAAAGACCAUAAUAAGAGAAGUGGUACGCAGCCCUAUGGUGGAAGAACAAUGUUCUGUCCAGCUUUGCUUUCCUGUGGAGCUGAAUAAUGGAACCAUGGUAGAAGAUAUUCACCUUGUUGGUUUCCUGAGCAAACUUCUUGAAACAAAAAUAAUGCAGGUUCUCCGGUUCAAGCAUGGACAGAUCUACACUGUGGGCGUUUCAGUAUUUCUAGGCGGUAAUAAGCCUUCCAGAACUGCUAAUGUUCGUGGAGAUAUAAGCAUAAAUUUUUCUUGUGAUCCAGAAAUUUCCUCGAAGCUGGUCGAUCUUACUUUGGAUGAAAUAUUACGUCUUCAAGAGGAAGGGCCUUCAACUGAGGAUGUCUCAACCGUCCUUGAAAUUGAGCAAAGAGCCCAUGAAAAUGGGAUUCAGGAGAAUUACUACUGGCUGGAGAGGAUUUUACACAGCUACCAGUCAAGGAUAUACUCUGGCGAUGUCGGCACUUGUUUUGAGACUCAAGAGGAAGGUCGGUUAAAAGUUAGACAAUCUCUGACCCCAGGAACAGCGCAGUUAGCAUUACAAAACAUACUACCUUAUCCUUGUAAAAAGCAGUACACUGUAGUAAUCUUAAUGCCCCGUACUUCUCGCUUUAAGUUACUGCAUUCAUUCUUUCGAUCUACGACCAGCUUUGGUAGAGAUGCCAAGAUUUUAGCCGGGCUUGCUGGUCUCACAGUUUUGGGUCUUAGCUUGUGGAGACGUUCACGAAGUGCGCACUAAAAUCCUAGGUGACUUUUACAUA